AUGUAUGCAGAGCGGGCAGAAGCCUUUACUCAUAAUUCAUGCAAAAAGGUUGCCCAGCUCGUAAAAGUUGUCACUAUCAUGGCAGAGCAGGCUCGAGAUUCUCAAAUGUCAUUAGUUCGAUACACAAAUCACUAUGAAGAAGCAAUUCACAAACUUUCUGAUGAUUAUAUUGAUCGAUUAAAUGAAAUGGGCUCUCAGCUUUCUAAAUAUCGUAAAUCUGUUAUUGAUAAGAUGUGUAGACACUUUGGAAAUAAAUAUAAAGAUUCAAAAGGUGAUUAUACAGCUUCAGUUAAAAACGUAGCAGCUCAAUUCUCGGAUAUUGUUGCAAAUUUCAAGAAACUACGAAAAGAUUGCGUUAAAUUCGAAACAGACGUUACAAUUUCUGCAAAUGAAGUCACAAAAUCAGCAGACGACUUCUUUUCUGAUGUUAAGAAACAAAAAUCAAAACGAAUAAUGCAUAAUUUACUCAAAACAAAUCCAGAAAUGAACGAAAAGUUACAGCAAAUUCAAGAUUCAAUCAAUGAAUCUGCAACAAAGUUCAGAAAAAUGCAAGAAGAGCAAGAUAUAGCAAUGACUCUACUAAAUGCGCAGAUCAAACGAGUUUCUCCAAAAGAAUUACGAAAAAGAUUUCCAGAAUUUCAGAAUUACAAGAAACAGUUAACAGAAUUACACAAAUCAGUGACAGAGUUAAAUAAAGCAUAUACAUCAUUGAAGUCAGCUUCUUCUGCAUAUACAACCAAAUCAAAACCGAUAUACAAGAAAAUUAUUAAUGAAGCAUUAACUUCUGAAACAAGAAGAAACUCUUCUAAAGAUGAAUAUAUUAGGAAAAUGAAUAAGGAGCAAAAAGAGCAUGCAAAAGUUAUAGCAUCCCUAAAUAAACAGAAUAAGCAAUUAAAUAAAACCAGAGCUGAAGAAUUAAAUGCGAUUUCGAAACAGAUCGAAGCAAUUAGAAAUCAAAUCGAAGAAUCAUACCAUCAAAAUGAAGAACAGACUAAAAAGAAAAAUGAAAUCGAUGAAAAUCUAAGACAAAACCAAAAUGACAAAAAUCAAGCAGAACAAACUCUUUUAAAAUCUAAAAAUCUAAGAAAUGAGCAUAGCAUUCAAUUAUCUUUAACUAAGACGGAAGAAAUUAAAAAAUCUAUGGAUAACGAUAUUAAUAUUAUAAUGAAAUCAAGGGUUGAAGCGAAAAAUGCUUUUCAUAAUAAUAUUAUAAAUGAUUUGCAAGUAUUUGCAGGAUAUCUAAGUAGUGAACAACACAGAUUUAAAGAUUUGCUGACAAAUUUCGAUAACAGCUUAAAAGAAUCAUUCUCUUCAGUUGAUAAACUUGCAGAGAUAAGUAUUAAAACAUAUAACGCUGAAAUUGAAAAUUUGAUGUCUUUAAUUAAGUCAAUUAAAGCACAGAAUAAUAAAAUUCAAGAUCAAAACAUACAAGAAAACGAAGCAAAAGUCAAAGAUCUCAUUAAAACAUAUGAUGAUAGACAAAAAACAAAAUACGAUAAUUAUAAACAGCAACUUGAUCAUCAUAUCAUUAUUAGGAAUAAAAAGAUCGAUGAAACAAAACAAGGCUUUUCUCAUGAUCUAGAAGAAAAACAAACACAACUUAAUGCCGAGUUUUCAAAUCAACUUCAACAGAAUUCAGAACAAUUUGAAAAGGAAAUAACAAAUGAUAAAGAAGUUGAGAAUCACAACUUUGAAAUACUCAAAUAUCAGACUCAACUUAAAAAUCAAGAAGCCUCUGUUCAGUAUUCAAAAGAUACAUUAGAAAAAACAAUAAAUAAUCUUGACCAUGAGAUAAAUCAAGCAGAUAAAUCUUUGAGAGCUUUUCAAAGAUCAAUAAAGACACAGACAUCAGAGAUAAUUGAACAAUUUGAGAUGCAAAUCACGGUUGAUCAGGUCAAACUUAAAGAUGCAAUUGAAAAUAUUAGCAAAUUAUAUUCAAAAGAAGAAAACCAACAAGGUUGUGAUAUUAUUGAAGCAAUUAGGAGAGUUCAACAGACCAAAAAUAGAACUGAUGAUUUGAUUCUUAAAAGGACACGCGAAUACGAAGAAAUCAAAGCAAAAUAUGAAAAAGCAAAAAUCGAAAUUCAAAAUAAAAUCUCCCAAUUGAAAAGUGGUGCUAUUGAAAAGGAAAAGAUCAGACAAAUUGCCGAACAACAAGUACGAGCUGAAGUUUCAAUUGAAGAUAGAAUUGCUGAUUCAGAAGAACAAAUACAAAAACUCAAAAAAGAAAUCGAAAAUGAAAAAUCAAAAGGCGAAAAGCAAAAAUCUUUGAUUCUUCAUACAAUUGAAACAGACAAGAAGAUGUUUGAAGACUGCAAAAAGGAAAUAGAAGAUUCGAUAUCAAAAAUUCCAGAUCAUCUUCAACCAGAAAAAGAAAUAAUGAUUGAAAAAGUCAAUAAUAAGAAAAAUGAGAUUACAAAAAAUUUUAAUAACGAAAUGACUAAAUUAAAACAAAGAAAAGAGUUUUUAGAGAACCAACAAAAAGAAGUUAUUGAAUCGAAUCAGGUCUCUAUCUCUAAACUUGUGAAACAAAAUGACGAUGAUUCUGCUAAACAACAAAAUGAACAUAAUAAAAUCUUCACAAACAUGAAAAGUAAUUUUAUGAAGAUAUCAGAUCAAUUUGAUAAGAAAGUAAUAGAAUUAACAUCUCAUUAUGUGGAGAAAUUGGCAGAAUCUAUGGAUAAAAUGAAAAGAGAUGUCGAAGAUCGUGAUAUUUAUGAAGCAAAAGCGCAAUCAAGUCAACUUUCACGAGAUAUUGAACAAGAAUUCAACUCAUUUUAUGGUUUUCUUUCCAAUGCAAGGAAACCAGUCGUGGAACCAAAAUCACCGAUUCAAAAAAAUGAAUCAGAAAGGAACAUCAGUACUGGAGCACCAAGAAGAGCAGCUACUGCUCAUUCCACCAGACCACGAAGCAACAGAUCGCGUAUACCAGCUUAA
Molecule: messenger RNA, 2937 nt
Organism: Trichomonas vaginalis G3
Lineage: Eukaryota; Parabasalia; Trichomonadida; Trichomonadidae
Product: biological adhesion protein
Exons: 1
Coding region: 1-2937 (978 amino acids)
Source: RefSeq, a predicted model, not a curated record